Molecule: messenger RNA, 5381 nt
Organism: Oryctolagus cuniculus (rabbit)
Lineage: Eukaryota; Metazoa; Chordata; Mammalia; Lagomorpha; Leporidae
Source: RefSeq, a predicted model, not a curated record
CGGCCGUCCGCGUCCCUGGCCCCGUGCUGCGCCACGGGGUCCCGAGGGCCUGGCUGGGGAGCCGCGCCCACGCCGUGCUCUCCCCGCGUUGCGCGGCGGGGCCGCCGCGAGGGGCGCGGGCAGGGUCCGCGCACAGCCGGCCGGCUCGGAGUUCGGCUCCCGCUCGUCCUGCAGUGUCCGCGUAGCUGUCGUGCGGGGCCCGGCUGGAGGAGAGCGCUCCGUUCUCCCCACUCGCUGGACGGACCCCAAACUCACGUGCAACGAGAUGCUCCUCAGGAAGAAAGAGGCCAUGUGUUUCCAAGCCAGGGCGCUCCCUCUGCCUGCAGUCUCCUGAGACUCCUGCCGGCCUCGGGUUGGAGAAGCUGCCCCGUCCCCACUGGGUGAAGCCAGGACCUCAGAAAUGACCGAGUCCUAUGUGAAGAAGCUGUCCUAUCCCCUGCUGGAGGCUGUCACGGACAAGGACCCCGCUGUGCAGGAGCAGGUGUGCAGGGCCCUGUGCUCCCUUGGGGAGGUGCGGCCGGGGGAGAUGCUGCGUGCCUGUGAGGAGUUCCUGCGGCACCGGGACAAGUUGGCGCACCCAUACCGCGCGAUGGUCCUGAGGGCUAUGGAGACGGUCCUGAGCAGUCACACCUGCAGGCUGGACAAGGACACGGCCAGCGCUGUCCUCCUCCUGGCCUCCAGCGAGAUGACCAAGACCAAGGAGCUGUUCUCUGAGUGGCAGCAGGCGGCGAGCAGUGUGCUGGUGGCCGUGGGGAAGCACUGCAUCAACCCCGUGAUGGAGGAGCUGCUGAGCCAGUUCCAGCCGGGGGUCCUGCCGCACCCCCUCGUGCUGCAGACGCUGGCCGGCCUCGCAGUGUCCAACGUGUUCGGCACCGUCCCUUUCCUGCCGUCCGUGCUGAGCACCAUGCUGCCCAUGCUGGGGAUGGCCAGGCAGGACACCAUGCGGGCUGUGCUCUGCUGCGCCCUGCAGCGCUUCAGCGAGAGUGCCCUGGAAUACCUUGCCAACCUGGACCAGGCCCCAGACCCCACGGUCAGGAAGGACACCUUCGCCGCUGACCUCUCCAGUGCCUAUGACAUUCUCUUCCACCACUGGCUGCAGAGUCGAGAAGCCAAGCUCCGGCUCGCGGUGGUAGAGGCUCUGGGGCCCAUGAGCCACCUGCUGCCCGGGGAUAAGCUGGAGGAGCAACUCCCCAAACUCCUGCCUGGGGUCCUCGCCCUCUACAAGAAGCAUGCAGAAGCUUUCCACGUGUCCAAGAGCCUGGGCCAGAUCCUAGAGGCGGCCGUGAGUGUGGGCAGCCGCACACUGGAGGUCCAGCUCGACACCCUCCUGGCUGCUCUGCACGCACAGAUCUGUGUGCCCGUGGAGUCCUCCAGCCCCCUGGUGCAGAGCAACCAGAAGGAGGUGCUGCGCUGCUUCACUGUGCUGGCCUGCUGCUCGCCUGACCGCCUGCUGGCCUUCCUGCUGCCUAAGCUGGACACCAACAACGAGAGGCUCCGUGUGGGCAGUCUGCAGAUCCUGAGGCACGUCAUCAACUCGGCGGCUGCUCAGAUGGAAGCUAACAAGCUGUUCAUUCUCUCUUCCAUGAGGCUCCCUCUUCUUGACACCAACAACAAGGUGAAGCGGGCUGUGGUGCAGGUGAUCAGCGCCAUGGCCCACCACGGCUACCUGGAGCAGCCUGGAGGCGAGGCAAUGAUUGAGUACAUCGUGCAGCAGUGCGCUCUGCCCCCCGAGCAGGAGCUGGACCCUGGCUCUGCGGAUGCCCCGGCCGACAGUGUGCGGGCAGUCAGCGUGCGCACCCUCUACCUGGUCAGCACCACCGUGGACAGGAUGAGCGACGUUCUCUGGCCGCACCUGCUCCAGUUCCUCACCCCUGUCCGCUUCACCGGGGCCCUGACUCCCCUCUGCAGAAGCCUUGUGCAUCUGGCCCUGAAGAGGCAGGAGGCGGGGGCCGAUGCCUUCCUCAUCCAGUUCGAUGCCCACGUGAACCUCCCGUCUCCCUAUGCCAUCACCACGAGACUCCUGGCUGUGUCUUGCAACCCCUACCUGGGGGAUGGGCGUGGGGUGGCCUCACUGCGCCUCCUGCACGUGCUGCACCCCAACAUCCACCCUCUGCUGGGUCAGUACUGGGAGAGUGCCGUGCCCCUGCUGCUGAAGCACCUGGACGAACACACGGAGGAGACUCUGUCCCCGAAGGAGUGGGAGGCGAGGCUGCUGAUGUUUCUGCAGGACACUCUGGCUGUUGUUUCUGACAACACGUGGAUUUGCCAGCUGAGCCUGGAGAUGUGCAAACAGCUGCCCUGCUACAAUGGUGCGCCCCGGGAGAAGAACUUCUUGUAUAAGUGCAUAGGAGCCACCCUGCGUGCUGCUUCAAGUAGGGAGGUGGUGAGGAAGCACCUGCGUGAGCUGCUGGAGACGGCCAGAUACCAGGAGGAGGCAGAGCACGAGGGCCUCGCCUGUUGCUUUGGAAUCUGUGCCGUUUCCCACCUCGAGGACACCCUGGCCCAGCUGGAGGACUUCGUCAGGUCGGAUAUGUCUCGGAAGUCCAUCGGCAUUUUCAACAUAUUUAAGGAUCGAAGCGAGAGUGAGGCGGACAGGGUGAGGAGUGCGCUGGUGCUGUGCUACGGGCACGUGGCCUCGCAGGCCCCCCGUGAGCUGCUGCUGGCCAAGGUGGAGUCCGACAUCCUCCGGAACAUGUUCCAGGUCUUCAGCACCAAGGUUCUGGGAAUAAAGAUAGAGAGCAAGGACCCCACCCUGAAGCAGUGCCUGGUCCAGGGCCUGUGCAUGGUGAGCCAGGCUAUUCACAGCAGCGUGCAGGCCGACAGCUUCCAGUUCUCCAAAAAGGCAGAGCUGGUGGCGCAGCUGAUGGAGUUCAUCAGGGCAGAGCCCCCAGACUCCCUGAGAACACCCAUUCGGAACACAGCCAUGCUUACCUGUGCCUGCCUGGUCUCCCUGGAGCCGGCACUGGAGGAGCAGGCUCAGGCAGACGUGGUCCACGGCUGCCUGCACAGUGUCAUGGCCCUGCCGCCGGAGCCCCAGGAGGAGGGUGCUGACUGCCAGGAGCUCCUGUAUCUGGACACCAUGCGUGCCCUGGAGAACUUGCUGACGAGCCUGCUGCGGAGAAACAUGACGCCCCAGGGCCUGCAGGUCAUGGUCGAGCACCUGAGCCCGUGGAUCAAGUCCCCGAGGGCCCAUGAGCGGGCACGUGCACUCACCCUGAGCGCCAGCCUGCUGCGCUACUUCCUGGAGCACCUGCGUGUCAGCGCCUUGGUGCCCUUCCACAACCUGGGCCUCCUUGUCGGCCUCUUCUCGCCACGAUGCGCAGACCUGUGGCCUGCCAGCCGCCAGGAGGCUGUGGACUGCGUGCACUCCCUGCUCUAUCUCCAGCUGGCCUAUGAGGGCUUCUCUCGAGACCACCAGGAUGACGUGGCGGAGCAGCUCCCCCCACUCAAAGACGGCCUUGUGCACCCAGACCCUGCCACCCUCUUCCACAGCUGCCACAGCAUAGCCCAGAUCAUUGCCAAGCGCCUCCCGCCAGACCAGCUCAUCAGCCUCUUGCUGACCAUGUUCGAGGGCCUGGGAGACCCGGACAAGAACUGCUCUCGAGCCGCCACGGUCAUGAUCAACUGCCUGCUGCAGGAGCGGGGCAGCGCGCUGUUGGAGAAGGUCCCCGAGAUCGUGAGCGUGCUGCGUUGCAAGCUGCGGGAGACGCAGGAGGAGCACGUCCUGCCGGCCGCCCAGCACAGCGUGUACCUGCUGGCCACCCAGCACUGCGCCGCCGUGGUGUCCAGCCUCCUGGGCAGCCCCUUGCCCUUUGACAGCCACACGUGUGCCUUGUGGCGGGCACUGGCUGUGGAGGCCAGCCUCAGCGCCCAGGUCCUGAGACUGCUCCUGGACAAGAUGAGCAAGGACGUGCCCUUCAAGGAGAGCCGGACCUUCCUGCCAGGCACCGCCCCUGACCGUGUGGCCACACUGCUGCCCCUUGCGGCCACCUGCGCGCUCCGUGAGGUCGUGUCCGCCCCAGCGUCAGCGCCCGCGGUGCUGGAGCUCUACCCACAGCUGUUUGCGGCCCUCCUGCUGCGGGUCAGCAGCACCGUGGGUGUCCAGCUGCCUCGGAACCUGCAGGCCAAGGAGAGGAGGGGCGCCGGCACGGCUCCAGGGAGCCUCGAGCCCUGCAGCUCUGCGGUGGACGCCCUGCGGGCCGUGCUGCUCCGAGCGGGCAGCGAGGACGUGGAGCAGUGUGUGGAGCUGGAGGGAGGCUGGGCGCUGCUCAGCGCUUCCGCAGGGCACGAGGAGGGGGUCACCCGGCUGGCCAGUGCCAUGGCCAAGCACGCAGGCCCCCGGCUGCCCCUGGUGAUGAAGUCCCUGGCAUGCAUGCAGGGCAGCCUGUACGAGGUGCAGCGGGUCACCUCCACCGCCUUCCUGGCCGAGCUGCUGAGGAGCAGCGUGGCGGACGACCUGACGCUCCUCGAGUCGCUGCUGGACAGCCUGGCAGCCCGGCAGCAGGACCCCUGUGCCGGUGUGCGGCGGCUGGUGCUCCGCGGGAUGUCCAACGUCGCCUCGGGCUCCCCUGACAAGGUGCGGGCUCACGGCCCCCAGCUGCUCACAGCCAUGGUCGGCGGGCUGGACGACGGGGACCACGCACACAGCCCGGUUGCCCUGGAGGCCAUGGCGGGCCUGGCGCGGCUGGUGGAGCUGGUGGAGGCGCGGGAGCUGCGCGCCGUGCUGCUGCACGUGGCCAUCCGGACCCGGCCCUUCUUCGACAGCGACAAGACGGAGUUCCGGACCGCGUCCAUCCGCCUUUUCGGCCACCUCAAUAAGGCGUGCCACGGGGCCUGCGAGGACGUCUUCCUGGACCAGGUGGUGGGUGGGCUGGCGCCCCUCCUGCUGCACCUGCAGGACCCUCAAGCCCCGGUGGCUGGUGCCUGCAGGUUCGCUCUGCGCAUGUGCGCCCGCAACCUGGAGUGCGAGGAGCUGGAGAACGUCUUCCGGCAGCACCUGCAGGAGGGGCGCGGCCUGCACUUCGGGGAGUUCCUCAACGCCGCCUGCCGGCCCCUGAUGCGCGGCUUCCCGGACCUGCUGGGUCGCCUGGUGAGCACGAGCCUGUUCUACUUCAAGAGCAGCUGGGAGGGCGUGCGCGCUGCAGCCCCGAUGUUCACAGGGUUCCUGGUGCUGCACGCCGAGCGCGAGUACCUCCCGCAGGUGGACCUGGAGCAGCUCCUGGCGGCGCUGCGGCUGCUGCUCCAGGACCCUGCCCCCCGCGUGCGGGCGAGCGCCGCCGAGACGCUGGGCCGCCUGGGGAAGUUCGCCUGAGCCCGGGCACCGCGCGAGCGCGCGCUGUGCCCACCCUGUUCUGCAAUAAAGCGCUGCCCUCGGCGGGUGA